Camelus dromedarius (Arabian camel) is the source of this 2275-nucleotide messenger RNA. RefSeq names its product tRNA-histidine guanylyltransferase 1 like (gene THG1L). The coding region runs from base 35 to 931 and encodes 298 amino acids. NCBI's taxonomy places the organism in Eukaryota, Metazoa, Chordata, Mammalia, Artiodactyla, Camelidae. The transcript is spliced from 6 exons. Gene Ontology annotation, molecular function: magnesium ion binding; tRNA guanylyltransferase activity. The record is from RefSeq and is a predicted model, not a curated record. Gene Ontology annotation, biological process: tRNA modification.
GGGGCUUCUUCGUCCUUUCCUUUCCGUGGGGGAAAUGAGGGCCGCUUGCAAACUGAAGGUUCGCGAUAGCUUGGCCACCACUUCCGUCAUUCUGAGACGGUUUCUGAAAUUGGGAGCGACCAUGGCAAAGAGCAAGUUCGAAUACGUGCGGAACUUCGAGGCUGACGAUACCUGCCUGGCCCACUGUUGGGUGGUGGUGCGGCUGGAUGGCAGGAAUUUCCAUCGGUUUGCUGAGAAGCACAACUUCGCAAAACCUAAUGACAGCCGUGCUCUGCACCUAAUGACCAAGUGUGCCCAAACUGUAAUGGAAGAACUGGAGGAUAUUGUGAUUGCAUAUGGACAGAGUGAUGAGUACAGCUUUGUGUUCAAGCGGAAAAGUAACUGGUUUAAAAGAAGAGCCAGUAAGUUCAUGACUCUCGUGGUCUCACAGUUCGCCUCCAGCUAUGUCUUUUAUUGGCGGAAUUACUUUGGGGACCAGCCCCUUCUGUAUCCCCCCGGCUUUGAUGGAAGAGUCGUGGUGUAUCCUAGCAACCAGACAUUAAAGGACUACCUCAGCUGGCGGCAAGCAGAUUGUCACAUCAAUAACCUUUAUAAUACAGUUUUCUGGGCACUUGUACAGCAGUCUGGACUAACACCAGUACAAGCCCAAAGGAGAUUACAGGGAACUGUCACAGCAGACAAGAAUGAGAUUUUAUUUUCUGAAUUCAACAUCAACUACAAUAACGAGCCCGUGAUGUAUAGAAAGGGGACUGUGUUGCUGUGGCAGAAGGUGGAUGAAGUCACGACAAAAGAAGUUAAGCUGCCAGCAGAAGUGGAAGGAGAACAGAAGGUGGUGACCCGGACCAGGACAAAGCCGGCGCCCUUACACUGCGACGUCAUCGGGGACGCUUUCUGGAAGGAGCAUCCAGAGAUCCUGGAUGAAGACAGCUGACCCUUUACUUUUCAGUCCUGGUUUUGCUCGACCAUGCAGGCCCCCCCCAAAUCUCCUGGCCGUAGGCGGCCCUGGCAUCUGUGCCACCCAGAACAGUGUCCUGGGAGUGGCGUGACUCUGGUUGGGAGGGGAAUGGGGAAAGAAGAGAUGGGUGUGGGUGGUGUAUCAUGUUCUGUCUUAAGUAGAACACCUUUUUUGCAGUGUCGAAACGUGGUUCCUUUGAUAGAAGUGCAUUUUUUUAAAAAUCGUGGUACUAUUUUUAUAAAGCAAGAACUAUUUUAUCCCUUGCAGAAUGAAUCAUUUUUAGAUUGUGGCAUAAGUCUUAUAAAAACCCGUGAAGCUCUUUUCACCUGUGAUAGAAGAUGAGCCCAAGCUUUACUUUCGCCCACCUGUUCUUAACUGGAGAACCCCGUGCCCUUGAUAACCUCACCUUUCCCACCCAUCCGCUUGCAUUUAUCUUUGGCAGACAUGGGGUUAAUAUGGGUUGUUGCCUGCCUAAUGGCCAUGAAUCCAGGAAUUCCAGGGCAAACUCGGGGUUUUGUGCCAGUCUCCAGGUUGGCUACUUGGGCUGAACAAAUGAGUCGUAGUUUGGAUGUCCUUGUGUAAACAUCCCGUAGAUUGAUUUUGUGGAGCUGUCAGCAUCCUCAGCCUCUUGCCAGGGGCAGUGAUUCCAAGGCCACUUACCUCUUUCUAAGAAGAAAUAGAAUUAUGUGUCUAUAUGAGAGAGAAACGUGACAAUGAAUGUGGAGGAAGAAACAUUUACUCUGUGUCCUCAGGAUACUUCAGUUUUAAAAAGUCACCUUCCUGUUGGACUUCCUGAAAAAGAUUCUCAGGUGGCCUAUAUCAUCAGAACAGUGGCAUUUGAACUGGAGAGUAGAGGGGCCAACAUUCCCCUCGGGGGCACAAUGGCAGCUGUCAAAGGAGUCCUAAUAGUUCACCUGCCAGCGGAGCUGGGUGGGGAGCAGCAGGAAUUGCGUGUUGCCAAGCUUUUGGCCUCUGAAGAGGGGAGGCGGUGGAGAUGGGAGGUGAGAGAACCCACAUUUCCUCUUGCCCACAUUCCAUAUUUUAGAGGGAAAAGAUUAAUUUGGCUCUGUAAAGAAUUAAUUAAGAGACAGCUCACAUCCCAGUGACGGGUCUUGCAUUGUAGAAUUUACAGCCGAGGAGAAAAUGUAUUUUUGACGGGGCAACGGCUGGUCUCAUCCCUCACUAAUUGACACCCCAUCUGUCCAUGCCUUUUUUUCCCUUCCCCUUCUCUUCGCUCCACAGGAAUAGGAGGCAUGGCUCAUGUUUGGUCAUUGAUAAAAUUUCUUUGAGAGAAAAAAAAUAAAGGUUUCAACUCCCUUG